AUGCUGCGAGGAAAACUGAUGCUGUUGCUGCUGAGCUUUUUAGACUUGAGCAGGUCGUACGUGUUCCAGGCAAGUCGCCCGUCAGAAGGAGGAGACCCCCCCUCACCCCAGACCAAAGUGGUCUCGGAGUGGAUCAGCUCGUCCGGCUCGUGUCUGGGCAGAUGUUUUGAGCUGGAAGAGGCCAAAGCUCCCGGCUGCAGAUGUGACAAUCUCUGUAAAACGUAUCUCAGCUGCUGUUUUGACUUCGAUGAGCACUGCCUCAAAACAGGCGGGGGUUUUGAGUGUACCCCAGACAGAUGUGGAGAGGAGCGAGGCGAGGACCAGGCCUGUCACUGCUCCGAGGAUUGUGUGGAGAGAGGAGACUGCUGCGCCAACUACAAGGCCACGUGCAAAGGUGAGACCUUGUGGGUGCAGGACGAGUGUGAGGAGAUCCAGGCGCCUGAAUGUCCUGCUGGUUUCAUUCGUCCUCCUCUUAUCAUGUUGUCUGUGGAUGGAUUCAGAGCCUCGUAUCUGAAGAAAGGACGAGCAGUGAUCCCCAACCUCCACAAACUCAGGGCCUGUGGGACCUCAUCUCCAUACAUGAGGCCUGUCUAUCCAUCCAAAACCUUCCCAAACCUCUACUCUUUGGCCACGGGCUUGUACCCGGAGUCCCAUGGCAUUGUGGGAAACACGAUGCAUGACCCUGUGUUCAACGCCACCUUCACUCUGAGAGGACGAGAGAAACUAAACCACCGCUGGUGGGGGGGGCAGCCGAUCUGGAUCACGGCAGAGAAACAGGGAGUGAAAGCAGCAUCAUUCUUCUGGCCUUGGGUGAUUCCUCUUGAGAGAAGGAUCCUCACCAUCCUGAGCUGGCUGCAGCUGCCUGAUGACGUCAGACCGUACGUUUACGCCGUUCACUCGGAGCAGCCGGACACGUUUGGACACAGACUGGGACCUCUCAGCAGCGAGCUGGACAACCCUCUGCGGGAGAUCGACAACAUCAUUGGUCAGCUCAUGAACGGACUGAAGCAGAUGGGCCUUCACCGCUGCGUCAACGUCAUCAUCGUCGGUGACCAUGGUAUGGAAGAGGCUCACUGCGACCGGAUGGAGUUCCUGAGCUCGUAUCCUCUGAACAUUGAUGAGAUUAACCUCAUCCCAGGAUCUUUAGGACGAAUCCGGCCGAGAGACCCCAAGUCUGCUACAUAUGAUCCUCGAGUGGUGGUGGCCAACCUCACGUGUAAAAUGCCUUCUCAGCAUUUUAAAGCGUACCUGAAGCAGCACCUUCCCAAACGCCUCCACUAUGCCAACAACAGGCGGAUCGAGGACGUGCACCUUCUGAUGGAGCGGAAGUGGCAUGUUGCCAGGAAAAUGCCGGAAAAGUUGAGGAGUCGCUGCCUUUUCAAUGGAGACCACGGCUUCGACAACAAGAUCAACAGCAUGAGGACCAUCUUCAUCGGACACGGCCCCAGUUUCCAGUUCCAGAAGAUGGUUCCAGAGUUCGAGAACAUCGAGCUCUACAACGUCAUGUGCGACCUGUUGGACUUGACUCCGGCCCCAAACAACGGCACAUACGGCAGUUUAAACGACAUACUGAGAAACCCGCCCUUUUCCCCUGCCAUGCCACAGGAAGUGACAUCACCAACCCCGCCCCUGGACUCUGAUGCCACGGCAACGCACGACCUGGGCUGCAGCUGUGAUGAUGAGAAUGCGGAGCCCGAGUCCCAGUGGGUCCAGGACUUGAUCCAGACCCACACAGCCCGAGUCCGGGACAUUGAGAUCCUAACGGGUUUGGACCUGUUCCGGUCCACCAACCUGACCCAAGUCCAAGUUCUGAAGCUGAAGACCCGAAUGGAGACCUUCGAGCCCGAGGACUGA
Molecule: messenger RNA, 1854 nt
Organism: Knipowitschia caucasica
Lineage: Eukaryota; Metazoa; Chordata; Actinopteri; Gobiiformes; Gobiidae
Source: the annotation of a GenBank genome assembly